UGAUCAUUUUAGCCCAACACGUUUAAAUCGUUCUGUAAAGGUUUGCAAAGUGAAAUGCCUUCCAGUAAUUUUAUAAUUGACAUCGUGGUCACGAGCCUUAAUGUGCCCGGCGUGGUUAUCGAUGAACCACAAAAACUCAUAGUAGAAGCAAGAGUUGUUGGCAAAGGCAUUUUUAUUACCUCAAGUCGUAUAAAUGUGACCGAUUUUAAGGCUGGUGGUGGCGUCGAACUAGUGCUAGAAUCCAGUGCGUUGCGCGAGAACCUCGAAAACAAUGGCCUGAUCAUUACAGUUCGUUACAAGGGCUUCACAAUGGGCGCCGGUACCAUAAUACUUCCUGAUGAAGUCAUUGAUACCAUAACAGACGACAUGAGCGACUUGAUACAUGCCGACAGUUGCGAACUGAUACGAGGAGGAAAAUUAGUAGGUACUAUAGAUAUUUUGUUCCGAAUGGUCAUCAAGUGCGAGGAAACAACGCAAGCAGUGGAACAUAAAGGAUUUCAUCCGAGCAUUGCCAGGAAUAUCAGUCCGCAGGAUAUAUUGUUUGUUGUAGGCGAACCAAAAGUCUGUCCUACACCGACCGACCCCUGCCCAGAUGUAUUAGAAUCUGAAGAGGGUGAUGAUCGCUUGUUUUUGGAUCUGCUAAGAUUCCGUAGUGUCAAUCAGCGCGUUACAACACAAACGAUUGAGGAUACGUAUAAAAAUCGAGCAUGUUGUGAACUAAAGAAACUGACUCUCGAGUAUGGUGACAUCAUCGAUAAAGUUGCGAAACAAGUAGGCAUUAGUCCCGAGCAGCCAUGUACCUAUGCACAAGACUUAGACAAGCAAUUAGAUAGCAGUCCCUGUCAGCCGUGCAAACAAAAAUUGCCGGAAAUACCCCACGAAAUUAAAGUUCCAUUCAAACCCUACACACCUGGCCCUGAUGCUCUGGCCGAAGGGUUUGCGUACGACAACGCAUAUCCCAUUCCCAUUGGGGAUGGACAUUUUCUAAAUCCCGAGACCCCUAAGCCAAUACGUUUUUGCCCCGUAUGCUUGAACAGCAUUUCUUGGCUGCCGAGAUACGCUGCAUGCCCCAAAUGUGGUGUAAAGCCGACACCCAUUUUCGACGAGAAAUUGGAGGAAAAACUGAAUGCAGAUGAGAUAUUAAAGGAGUGCUUAGGUGAACGUAAGGCCGUUGUUGACGACGACUACUGUGAAGAUCCCUGCACUAAGGCACUCAAAGACAAAGACAACUCCGAUAUUUCCUGCCGUUGCACUUGUAAGGGUCUUAAAUUUUGUGCCCACUGUCGCAUUCGCAAGCUUUGUUCCGAUAUAUUUCAUUCGCAUGAAAAGAAAACUGAAGAAUGUCCAGAAGUAGUGCCCAAGUCCAACGAGGAUUUUCGCAUUGUCAGCACCAAACCGCCAGAAUGCCGUCCCUAUCUUACACGCGUCUUUUCCGAGCUUUCUCAUCUCUAUGAUGUCAAGGAAACCAUGAAGAAGGAAUCUCAGCUUGCCCUUAAAUGCUCCCAACUAUUGGUAAAAUCCAAGGCGAAUAUGACAGCCGAAAAGCCUGAAAUGGAAGCCAAAGAACCAACAGCAGGCAUUAUGGAGCGGAUCUAUCCGGGAAAUAAAAUUGGCCACAAGAAUUGCCUUAAUCUGCCCGGAAUAGUUCCACGCCACCACGGCUGGGCAUGGGCGUCAAGUAAAGAGGCACGAAAACAUGGUUGGAGGCCAGGAGCAAUACGAAGACCCAUUGAUGGCAUUAUGAAAUUCUUCCUAGCAAACUCAUCCGAGGAGAAUGCAUUCAACCAGUGCAAACGUUUGGCAGAAGCUCUAAAAGAGGAAGAACGUGAAAUGCCGGUAUUAACGGUCAAGAAAAAGAAUGGUGAAAUCUUCAUUACUUUACGCCCACUUGGAAGUUCAAAGCUAAACAUGAAGCCCAUUACGUUUAAGAUAGUAAAGAGCGAUCUAGCUGUGGCCCUGCGAGAAAUAAAGCGAAGGCUCAAGAGCAUGGGUUUCCCCAAGUGUACCUGCCACAAGACUCUGAUGCUAUGUGAGUGUCGGCACUACAUGGAGAAAAAGCAGAUCGAAAAGGUGCUGAGAAAACUCUGCGAAAACCACGGCAUGCCAAUGUGCGGAGAUAAACUGAUACUUACCGAUACCAGCGAAAGCGAAGUGGAGUUCGACGUAAGAGUGACACCACCAGCGGGCACGAAUAAGCCAUUGGCCGCACUUAAGCCACGCACCAUAAACCAUGGUACGCAAACCUCAAAGGCUGACCUUAAAGUGCAGCCCUUAUAUCCUAUGCCAUGGAAUCCGUAUUAUCGCACCUAUGAUUGCGCCGUGGGCGAUCGGUACACGGGCACAGCGUUUGGCGCACCCGGCGAGAAGGUGUUUGAGGAUGGUGCCUUUGGCUUCUUUGGUGGAGGACCACACGGAAAGACCAUAUGUCCAGGUGGCCGUCCGAAACUUCGAAGUAUUUGGGGUGCUGGAACUGGUGGGCCAAUGCGGCUCGGCAGUCGAGGUCCAACUGCUAUGAAGGGCUUCCCCGGUGGUGGCAAAACCGGACCAUAUGCAGAACCCAAAAAGGAAGGCGCCGGCAAACCUAUACCCGUGAAAAUGCCCGAGCGAUUCUUAAAGGCAGCAAAGGAGGCUGUUAAAGCGCAAGCCGAAGCAAAAAAAAAGGAAGAGGAGAAACGUAAGAGAGGUACAGACAUUAUGAAAUACUUGGAGUCGCAAGGUAAGGUGGGACCAGUUAAAGGACCCGACGGCCUAACUGAUGAGCAGCGCAGACGUCGCAAGUUGACUGAAACAGCCGUGCCGCCAUUAUGUGACGUAAAACGUCGUGGAAAGCCCUACGAUCCGUGCACGCCCAUAUGCUAUGAUGACUGUGGUAUGUCAUACGAUCCACGCUAUAUUUGCUAGAAAGCUAUUCAUAAUCAAUUUCGAAACCUGUAAAAUGCCAAAACAAAACCGUACAUAAUGAAAAACAUACCAAAUAAAAAGUGCCUAAUAUUAACAUUUA
This is a messenger RNA of Scaptodrosophila lebanonensis, 3001 nucleotides long. RefSeq lists its product as uncharacterized. The transcript has 3 exons. The record is from RefSeq and is a predicted model, not a curated record. Bases 55 to 2901 code for a protein of 948 amino acids. NCBI's taxonomy places the organism in Eukaryota, Metazoa, Arthropoda, Insecta, Diptera, Drosophilidae.